AUGUCGCCAUUCACAUUGUCGGUGUCCCUUCGAUCAUAUUCCAAGCAGGGCUCCAUCUUCCCCCUCAUCCAAGACCAUUCGCCUCUCGCUGCAGCCUAUCUCUCUCAAGCCGGCUCCGUGCUCUCCUCCAUCCUUCCCGCCCAAAUCUUCCAAUACGCUCAACUCAACUACGCUGCUUUGUUCAUGGGAACCUACUGGCUCUACUAUUCGGUUCUGGACGCCACCGCUGCCUUGAUGCUGGCCCCCAUCUGGUACGGCCUUUGGUACGGUUCCACUGUGCUCGCUCGCACCCACCCUGAUGCUACCAAGAUCGCCAUCGGCAUCAAGGCGCUGGGAUGGAUCAGUCAGUUCUACGGCCAUGGCGUGCACGAGGGAAGGGCUCCCGCGCUUUUGGACAAUCUGCUGGGCGCCGUGGUGCUGGCUCCGUUCUUUGUGUUUUUGGAGGUCAUCUUCCACUUUGGAUACAGGCCGGAGCUGCAGAAGGAGUUGAAGAACGAGGUGGGCAAGCUCGUGACCAAGCACAGGAUGGAUAAGGCUAAGAGUAAGAGGGCCAAGGCUCAGUAA
Pseudozyma hubeiensis SY62 is the source of this 564-nucleotide messenger RNA. RefSeq lists its product as hypothetical. Gene Ontology annotation, biological process: sphingoid catabolic process. Gene Ontology annotation, cellular component: endoplasmic reticulum. Bases 1 to 564 code for a protein of 187 amino acids. The record is from RefSeq and is a predicted model, not a curated record. NCBI's taxonomy places the organism in Eukaryota, Fungi, Basidiomycota, Ustilaginomycetes, Ustilaginales, Ustilaginaceae. The transcript has 2 exons.